This is a messenger RNA of Trichoderma atroviride IMI 206040, 4051 nucleotides long. RefSeq lists its product as uncharacterized. Gene Ontology annotation, cellular component: endoplasmic reticulum membrane. Gene Ontology annotation, molecular function: mannose-ethanolamine phosphotransferase activity. The record is from RefSeq and is a predicted model, not a curated record. Gene Ontology annotation, biological process: GPI anchor biosynthetic process. Lineage: Eukaryota; Fungi; Ascomycota; Sordariomycetes; Hypocreales; Hypocreaceae.
GUCAAAGAUUGAUGGAUGGAUGGAUGGAUGGAUGGAUGGAUGGAUGGAUGGGUUAGAGAUGAAGGCAAAUUUACGUAUAUGAGUGUAUGUAUGUUUAGAUGAAAAUACAGAUGAAUGGGAGGAAAGCGGCAAAGACAGUUUUGGUGGGAAGGGAGGCUUUUUAUGUUAUUUAUUGAUAGUACGCACGUUACGAAUUAAAUAUGCCUUUAUUUAUUUUAAUUAUUGUUCCUUGUCAUUGCCUGCUUCAACAGAUGCGAGUCUGUUAACGAUAUACCGCUGUUAGAUAUUCGAUGGACUGCUCCAAUAACGUAAUAUGGCGCUGCCGGCAAAAGCUAGGCUCGAUUCUUCACAUAUCCAUGCCCAAGACGUCAUCCCACGAGAUGCUAGAAAUUCCAUCCCAAUUCCGGCUGCAACCUGAACCAGCCCCAAUUGUCACCGCUUUCUCGUCUUUUUCCACGGAGGUUGCGAGGCAAUUGAUAGCGCCGGCCACUGCCGGAAUCUCUGGAAACCUAAAAUGUCUCAGGGCUCUGCAGAAUAAUUCAACCACUCGUCGUUAAGCUCCACAGCAGCUUCCAGCCAACCCGCUUUGCGCUAAGCAGCUUAAUGUGGCUCUGCUGGGGAACACCGUAGCUCGACCCAAAAGGCUAUCUCGGCAUCUUUUUUAUUUUUUUUUCCCUCUUCUCCUGAUAUUCCAGCAUUUUUAAUCUAUAUGCUUUUUAUCUCCUCUCCUUUCUUCUUCCUUUUCAAUUGCGUCUUUUCCGUCACUCCCCUUCUCGCCAGCCAAUUGAACAAAUUCACCCAAAGAGGCCAAUGGCCUGCGUCUUGACUGCGACUCGCAGAUAAUCAACCAGCCAUGCCUCCGAAAAGCUCAAAGGCCAUGGACGGCCUCGACUUCAAGGCCAUUUCAAAGCAAUUCGCAAAGGCAAAGGCCGCCCGCGAGGCCAGAGAAGCGCAAGAGGCCGAGGCCACAGCCAAGGGCCUGCCCACCGAGAAGGAACAGACGGCCAUCCUCGAGGCGCAGCGGGAUAAGCUCAACAAGAAGCGGCAAAGGGCCUACGAGAGACGCUGGUGGUGGACGACGGGCUUCUGGACGUUCCUCUUCGCCGUCCAUGCCGUGGGCAUCUGGCUCUUCUCCAGCGGCUUCCUGCUGACGAGGCUGGUGCUGGAGGACAAAUCCAGCUGUGCCGCGCCGCCGGUCGAGGGCCUGGCCGCGAGCCUGGCCGCGCUGGAUGUGCAAAAGGGGUGCUGGCAUCCGAAGCAGUUUGACCGCGCCGUCGUGAUCCUGAUUGACGCCCUGCGAUACGACUUUACCAUUCCCGAGGAUCCGGCCGCGGCGCACGCCUUCCACAACUCGCUGCCCUUCCUGUACGACACGGCUGUCAAGACGCCCCAGAAUGCCUUCCUGCGGCCCUUUAUUGCCGACCCGCCGACGACGACGCUGCAGAGGCUCAAGGGCUUGACGACGGGGACGCUGCCGACCUUUAUCGAUGCGGGUAGCAACUUUGCUGGAACCGCCAUUGACGAGGACAACUUGCUGAUGCAGCUGAGGGACGCGGGCAAGAAGAUUGCGCAUCUGGGAGACGACACUUGGUGGUCUCUGUUCCCGGGCCACUUUGAGCCCAAUAUCAGCAAGCCCUAUGAUAGCUUCAAUGUUUGGGACCUGCACACGGUCGACAACGGAGUCAUGGACAACAUCUUUCCGCUUUUGGAGGCGUCCAAGGAGGGACAGUGGGAUCUCCUCAUUGGCCACUGCUUGGGCGUUGACCAUGCUGGACACCGCUAUGGUCCUGAUCACUCCGCCAUGACCGCCAAACUGCAGCAGAUGAACGAAUUCAUCACCAAAGUUGCGGGAUCCAUUGACGACGACACGCUCCUCAUAGUCAUGGGUGACCACGGCAUGGAUGGAAAAGGCGAUCACGGAGGCGAGAGCGACGAUGAAGUCGAGGCUGCUCUGUGGAUGUAUUCCAAGCGAUCCUUUUUCGGCAGAACAUCGUCUGAGUUUGUCACUCCACCGGCUACUGCCAAGAUUCGCCCUGUUAACCAGAUUGAUCUUGUGCCAACCCUUGCGCUGCUUCUGGGCAUUCCUAUCCCGUUCAAUAACCUCGGAAAGCCGAUUGAAGAGGCCUUUGCGGGACAAAAGGGCAACAACUGGGCUAAUCUUGCUGCUGUUUCGCGACUGGCCUCUGCCGGAAUCGAGAGAUAUCGACAGUCGUACUUCAAGGCCCGUGGUAUCCACCAGACAACAGAGACCGGCUCUCCCGCUGCUCUCUGGGAAUUGGCCAACAAGGCCGGAUUGAAGGACAAGGUCGCCUACGAUGCUUUUACCAAGUUUGAAGAUGAGGCUCUUCAGGUCUACAAGGGCCUGUGGGCUCGGUUUGACGUCCCCAGGAUAGUGGCUGGCGUCUUUGUUACUGCUGUUGGCCUUGUGAUGCUUGUCAUGUACGCAUCGAAACCCGCAGACGAGGAGUUUGUGGUUGCCAAUGACGCUGAACUCGAUUAUGCCGAGAGGCGAUUGGAGCUUAUGAAUUUGAACCAGGAAGACAAGGAGGAACACCCGGAUCAGGGUUACCACCGGAGUCUUUUGGGUGGAUUGGCCGACGCUCGAGUGCUCUUCGUCGUGGGUGUUUUGGUUGCCGUGGGAGUUUACCGCCAGCAGCCUUUGGACGGCCUCGCAGCCCUGACUGUGACAUUGCUGAUCACUGGUGUCAUCUCAUCGCUUUCUACCGCCGGCAAGACGCUUGCCAACAUUCUCCCCAAGACCUUUUGGGGCUGGCUGUCCGUUGUCCUUACUCUCAGCCAUUCCAUCGGAUUUGCCUCCAACUCGUACACGAUCUGGGAGGACUCGAUCCUGUUGUUCUUCAUGGCAACAUUUGGAGUCGCUGUGCUCAUCUCGUCGUUCCGCAUCGAAUCCAAGGUUGACCGCACAAUGGCCAUCUACCACACAGUCACAUUCAUCCUUCUCGGACGCUUGGCAUCGUACUCCAAGCUUUGCCGCGAGGAGCAGAUGCCCUACUGCACUUCGACUUACUACUCGUCUGUCACGUCCUCUACAUCGGCUCCCUGGCAGCUUGUCAUUCCCUUUGCUGUCUUCAUCAUCCUGCCGGAUGUCAUCAAGGCAUUCCUGAUUCCCUCGAAAUCGUACGAGAGCCUGGCACCUACGUGGAUCGGAUAUGCCUUCCGCGGCAGUUUAUUCCUGUCUGCUCUAUACUGGACUAUUGAUUCUGCCAACAACGGCGGAUGGCUUGCCGAGCGAUUCUCCGAGAGCACUCUCAAAUCAACUGGGGUGUACUUGGCGCAGAUUAUCCUGGCGCUCUCUCUGAUUGUCGGAUCGACGUCGUUUGCCUGGGCACCGCCAAACAUUUCCAUCUUGUCGACACAGUCCAAGACUGGGCAGCUGGUGACGAUUCUCGGAUACGGCAACGCCAUGGGUGCGCGAUACCUCUACCUCCCGCUCAACCUGCUCGCCGCCUGCAUCCUCCUCACAAAGCCCAUGGGCUCGGGAGCCCUGGCCAUUAUGAUGUGGCAGAUCCUCUGCCUGGUCGAAAUCAUCGACCUCAACCAGCUCAAAUCCGAGGCCAUCGGCCCCGUCAUGCUGGCCAUCCUGGGCAACUUUUACUUCUUCAAAACCGGCCACCAGGCCGUCCUCUCCAGCAUCCAAUGGGACAGCGCCUUCAUCCCCCUCUUCUCCAUCCGCUACCCCUGGUCCCCUCUCGCCGUCGGCCUCAACACCUUUGCCGGCCAAAUCAUCGCCGCCGCCUCGGUGCCCCUCGUCGUGCUCUGGAAGGUCGGCCCCAAACAGCGCGGCGUGCUCGAGAAGUCUGCGCGCGCGCUGGCCGUCUUCAUUGCGUACUUUGCCGUCGAGGCCCUUGCCACGAUGAGCUGGGCGGGCUGGCUGCGGAGACAUCUCAUGCUGUACCGCGUGUUUUGCCCGCGCUUCAUGCUGGCCGCGCUGUUGCUGCUGGCGAUGGACCUGGUGGGCGUGUUGGUGUCGUUGGUGGGCGUGAGGACGAAUACGAUGGCGGUUUGCGAGGUGUUUGGGUGGGUGGAGUAG